Diaporthe batatas is the source of this 1410-nucleotide messenger RNA. RefSeq lists its product as uncharacterized. The transcript is spliced from 2 exons. The record is from RefSeq and is a predicted model, not a curated record. NCBI's taxonomy places the organism in Eukaryota, Fungi, Ascomycota, Sordariomycetes, Diaporthales, Diaporthaceae. Bases 1 to 1410 code for a protein of 469 amino acids. Gene Ontology annotation, molecular function: monoacylglycerol lipase activity.
AUGGCCGACGACCCCUCUGAGUACACUGGCGGCACAAUCGAGGCCGACCAUCUCUGCGUCUUGGUGCAUGGGCUAUGGGGGAACCCAAACCACAUGAGGAACGUCGCCAAGGCCCUGCGCGCCAAGCACCCAGCCGACAGGGUCAACAUCCUCUGCGCCAAACGGAAUAGCGGUUCCUUCACAUACGAUGGCAUCGAGCUCGGCGGCGAGCGGCUGUGCCUCGAGAUCGAGGAGGAGCUCCGCGCCAUAGAGCAGCGCGGCGGCAGGAUCGCGAAGCUGAGCGUGGUCGGCUAUAGCCUGGGGGGUCUCGUCGCACGCUAUGCCAUCGGCCUGCUGUACGCCAAGGGCGUGUUGGACGGGCUGGAAUGCAACAACUUCACCGCCUUUGCUAGCCCCUUCAUCGGGGUGCGCACGCCGUUGCACGGUUGGGCAAACAACGCGUGGAACGUCCUCGGCGCGAGAACACUGUCCAUGUCUGGGCGGCAGCUGUUCUGCAUCGACAAGUUCCGCGACACCGGCAGGCCUUUGCUCUCCGUGCUCGCAGACACAAACUCCAUCUUCAUCAAGGGCCUGGCCAAGUUCCGGCGGCGCACCCUAUACUCCAACAUCCAAAACGAUCGGAGCGCGGUUUACUACACGACAUGCAUAACAAAGACAGACCCGUACACGGACCUGACCAAGGUCCGCGUGAACUACGUCGAGGGGUACGAAGAUGUCAUCCUCGACCCAGUGCACCCAGUUGAGCACAUACCGCCGCAUAGCUGGAAGAAGGACACCUUCUCAGAGAAGCUCAACAAGAACCUGUACCGGGUGCCCUUUGUGGUGGCGCUGGCAGUCUUUGUCCCGAUCGGCAUCGUGGCCUUCCUCAUCAACAGCGCCAUCCAGACCGUGCGAAGCUCGAAGCGAAUCGCGCUGCACGAGAACGGCGAGGCGGGCAUCGACAUCUCGGAAUACCGGGUCCCGGUCCUCCUGAACGAAAUCCGCGGCGCUGUCGAGGACGCAUACGAAGGUCUCAACAGCUCCCAGCACCAGGAAUACCUCGGGUCCUCGUCCGACGACGAGAGCGACUCCUCCGACCCCGAGGCCGAGACCUCCGCCACCGCCCCGCUGAUCAGCGUCGCCAGCCAGUCUGUGGUCCUGGACAAGGCCAGGGCCAGGCGCGCCAGCGAGCGGAACAUCCUGCGACACGAACGGAAGCAGAGCCAGCCAGGGCAGCCGACGCUGGCCCUCGCGCCACACCAGUUCGAGAUGAUUACGGCCCUGGACAGCGUUGGCUGGCGAAAGUAUCCCGUGUAUAUCCAUAACAAUCGUCACAGCCACGCGGCCAUCAUCGUGCGCAUAGACAAGGAGUCGCAUAGUGAAGGGCACAUUGUCCUGAAGCACUGGUUGAAUGAAGAAUUCUUGGUCUGA